ACGUGACUCUCCAGACAAAGCGGCGUUAAGUUAACCAAUAACCCUUGAAAACUGUCAGAAGAGCUCAACAAAUAUUGUGGCCACGCCCGCCUGUUUUCUUUACCUGAAGUCUUACUCUCUUCACAAGAUUACUUCAGACCGUUACAAUAGUUACUUUAUAACCGAUGCUGUUUCGAAACCGGCCUAUGUUCACUUCAGUUUCUUCGCGAUGUUUGCUCGGAUAGUAGUUUGGCUGUUUUGUCUUAACCAACUCGUCUCCUUAAGGGAAGUUAAGAGAGCUUUUCAGACUGGUGAUGUUAUGCUUGGCGGACUCACAGUAUUACAUUACAAGGACGCGAACGACAAAUGCAGUUUAGGCUUUUUUCCCGUUGGUCUCGGUCACGCCGAGGCUAUGAUCCUCACGAUCGACCAAAUCAAUAAGGACCCUUCAUUGCUUCCGAAUGUUACUCUUGGCUUCGACAUCCGUGACUACUGCGAAACUGUCUCUGUUGCCGUAAAAGAAACAUACGAUUUUGUGCGAGAUGCAGAACUGCAUCAUAUGUAUGCGAACACAAAUUCAACCAUCAAUAACGAAACAGCUUCGUGCUAUAGCGGAGAUCCCGUUGCUCCUGUUUCUACGAUUCUAGGACCGUACGACUCAGCCAGCGCUAUUCAGAUUGCUAGUCUUCUCAGCAUGGCCAAAAUCCCCAUAAUAAGCUUUGCUGCGACGAGCGACGAGCUUAGCUCCGAUCAGUUUCCAUACUUCUUCAGAACAGUUCCGCCUGACAAGCAGCAAGCGAAGGUGCAAGCAGACCUGUUUGAAUAUUUCAAGUGGACUUAUGUUGGUACGGUAGCUCUGGAUGAUUCUUACGGCCGGUUUGGUGUCUCUGCGUUACAGAAAGAGGCGUACAAUCGAGGGACGUUUUGCUUGGCCUUUUCAGAGUUCAUUCCGCGUCUUCGUGCUGCCACUGAUAUGAAGCAGAUUGUGUCACGCAUUAAACAGCAGAGCAGUGUCAAAGUCAUUGUGGUGUGGGUCUUCGGUGGAUAUGCGAAGCUGUUCUUCGAGGAAGUGCAUAGACUGAAGCUUGGGCGACGGACCUGGAUUCUCGGCGAUGGAACGAGUACAGAAGACAGCGGGCUGCUCGGACCGUAUUUUCGUCUACUGGACGGCGCCUUGGGCGUUCAGCCGCGCGAUCGCAAAGAUGAGACUUUGCUGAAUCACUUGUAUUCUUUAACGCCGCAUAAAACUCGUUUGGGAAGGAAUCCGUGGUGGGAAGAAUACUGGACAAAAUUUCGGAGUUGCACCUUUGACGCAGACAGUGCAACAGACCCGCGAUGUUUCAAUGUGCCACUGUCCUACAAUGAAGUUUCAAAACUGUUCGAUCCUUAUCUUGGCUAUCUUAUAGACGGUAUCUUUGCCGUGGCAUACGCAUUAGACAAGCAUUUCAGGUGUCGUGCUUCAGACCGAGAGCUUCCGGGGGAAACAUGUCCUGAUGUAAAGUCAUCGGCAACUUACGGAGAGGAUCUGUUGUUUCACUUGAAAAAUGUCAAUUUUUCAGGACUCACUGGCGUCGUAGAAUUUGACCGCGACGGUGAUCCCAAGAACUCAUUCUUUGAAAUUGUGAACAUCCAAAUUAAUGGGGAGCGAAUUUCAAAGAAGGUCUUGGUAGGAUCCUGGAAUAGUAAAAACAAGCCAAGGUUGGCACUGAACGACUCUGCGAUCAAAUGGACAAACGCUAGUUUUCCUACAACAGUACCGUCUUCAUUCUGCCAUGAGGUGUGUCCCCCCGGAACUAGGCAAGAAGUAACCACUCCAUGUUGUUGGAAGUGCGUUACAUGUCCGGGGGGUACAGUCAGUAAGUUGCCUGGAUCUACCAACUGCACGCAGUGCCCGUAUCAACAAAAGCCGAACGAUGAUAAAACGAAAUGCGUGGACCUGCCAGUGAAAAACCUUCACUUCAGAGAUGCAGGUGGCGUAUUCCUUUCUUUCGUGGCAGCUUUAGGAUUUUGCGUGACCAUGGCCAUGUCACUUGUGUUUGUGAAAUAUCGCGAGACACCAAUUGUAAAAGCCUCGAAUAGACAGCUAAGUUUUCUCCUUCUUGCUACGAUCUUCUCCAGUUUUACUCUGGCACUGUUAAGCAUUGCAGAGCCAACUGAUUCUAUAUGUCGCUUGAUUCAGUUUUCUCGGUACGCAAUCUACACUACUUUUGUAUCCAUAUUGUGGCUAAAGUCAGUUCGUAUUUUCGUUCUGUUCCAACUCAACAGUUCAGAAAUGCCCUUUCAAAGUUACAUUGCAAAAGUCAAAUACCAAAUCGGUUUGGUUGCUCUUGUGAACGUUGUCGACUUCUUGCUGUUAAUCGCAUGGUUCGCAUCAGAUCCGCCAUACAGAAACGAGAAGAUUCAACCGACACAGUUCAUAUUCUACACUUGUAAACUGUACGGGUCGUCUGUCGGAAAAGCAUUUUAUUUCAUGGUCUGUUCGUAUGUGUUACUUCUUUCAUUACUCUCGUCUUUUUACGCAUUCAGAGUUCGUAAAGUGCCAGAUAAUUUUAACGAGGCGCGCUUCAUAGGAUUUUCGCUUUACAUCAUUUUGUUGUCUGCACUAUGUUAUUACUCGGUGGAAUUCUCAGUGCAGGACGGUUGGUAUGUUUCAGUUAUAGCCUGCUCCACGACACUAGUUGAUUCGUUUGGGCUGCUUGGCUGCAUGUUUAUUCCAAAAGCUUUCAAUAUCCUGUUCCAUCCUGAAAGAAAUAAGAAAGAGCUGAUAGGGGCACAGGUCACCGCCUACGUUUGGCAGAAUUCGCAGUUAGCAAGCGCGAGUACGCGUGAUAACAGACCAGAGAUCAGCCAAAGCAGCGAGAGUACUGUUGUUGAGCCAAAGAACUAAAAACACAGGGGAAACGUAAAACGAUUCAUGGCUUUAUUAAGGAAACUCUACUAUGAAUUCUCGGAACUGAUUUAUGUGUAACUCCUCUUUACAUUUCGAAAACAGUAUACGGGAGAUAAUGACGAGAAUAGCUAAUUUUAUCAUCUAAUUAGUGUUAUUUUGAUGAAACACCAAAUUUCUCAACCUUUUUUUGUAAGAAAUUAUGUUGCAGAUAGUUACUGAAUAUAAAUUUGGAGUGUAAGCUGUUCGACGAUAUUGCAUAAUUAUUGUCUCACAAGGCUGCUUUAAUGCAUGCUUAUUCGCAAUGCUUUCAAUAUCCUUUUUGCCAGAGCGGUGAUGGCUUUUAUCCAAGCUGACACUGUAACGUAGUCGGCUUUUUGAUUGUGUAUUGUAACAGUGACUUCUUUUAGAAGCGCCAGUCUAGCAACGUAAAUCUCAAUUUUUUUUUCGGUUUUUUUCUUUUUUUUUUUUUUUGUGCCGUUUAACAUCAUUGGAAAUAGAGGCAUU
Messenger RNA from Stylophora pistillata, 3373 nucleotides. Its product is annotated as extracellular calcium-sensing receptor. Gene Ontology annotation, biological process: G protein-coupled receptor signaling pathway. The record is from RefSeq and is a predicted model, not a curated record. Lineage: Eukaryota; Metazoa; Cnidaria; Anthozoa; Scleractinia; Pocilloporidae. Gene Ontology annotation, cellular component: membrane. Gene Ontology annotation, molecular function: G protein-coupled receptor activity.